Messenger RNA from Camellia sinensis, 606 nucleotides. Lineage: Eukaryota; Viridiplantae; Streptophyta; Magnoliopsida; Ericales; Theaceae. The record is from RefSeq and is a predicted model, not a curated record.
AUGGUACUAUCAAGAGCCAAAGAACUUGGACUGAUAAGAGGGUUCAGUAUUGGGAAUGAAGGUCUGAAUUUAUCUCAUCUACAGUUUGAUGGUGGCACGAUUUUAUUUUGUGAGGCUGAUUGGGUAGAGGUUACAAAUGUGAAGAGGAUUCUAAGAUAUUUUGAAGUAGUGUCUGGACUGAAGAUCAACUACCAUAAAAGUACUGUCAAUGGAGUGGGAAUUGAUGAGACUCCAGUUGAUGAAUUUGCUUCAAGAUUAAAUUGCACAAGUCAAAAGCUCCCUUUCAAAUACUUAGGUUUGCCCUUAGGGGCUAAUCCUAGAAGAAAGCAAACUUGGAAACCUGUGGUGGAUAUGUUCAAUGCCAAAUUAGCCAGAUGGAAAAGAAGAGUGCUUUCUUUUGCUGGUAGCAUGACAUUAAUUAAAUCUCUGUUGUCCAAUCUUCCAAUCUAUUACAUGUCUUUAUUUAGGAUGCCUCAAGGAAUUGUAAAGAAGCUAAAUAAGAUACAAUCCGCAUUUCUAUGGGGAGACAAUGAUCUGAAGAGAAGGAUUCAUCUUGUGAAGUGGAAAGAAGCUACAGUGAGUAAGAAACUUGGAGGAUUGGGAUAA